CAUCGGUGCAUGCACCACCCACCUUUACCUGAGCGGAGGGAAGGGCCAGACCAGUCGUCUGUACAGAAGGAGAGAAAGGAGGAAGCACAGAGGUGUGUGACUGCUGUUUUUAUGUGAAAAAGGAAGGAAAGAAUAAACCACCGCGAGAGCGACGCUGAACAGGAUUUAAAGAUGGAUGUCCAGGAGAUCUCCCCAGGGGUCAUGGGGCUGCUCAAAACCUUCGACUCGUCCGAGUUUGGGAGCUGGGAGAAGAUCGGCUCGGGUGGAUUCGGACAAGUUUAUAAAGUUCGGCACGUACAGUGGAAAACAUGGCUGGCCGUCAAGUGUCCUCCCAGCCUUCACGUCGACCAUAAAGAGCGCGCCGAGCUCCUGGAGGAGGCCAACAAAAUGGAGGCGGCCAAGUUCCGAUACAUCCUGCCCGUGUACGGCAUCUGCAGCGACCCGCUGGGCCUGGUGAUGGAGUACAUGGAGACGGGUUCGCUGGAGACCCUGCUGGCCUCCGAGCCUCUGCCCUGGGCCCUGCGCUUCCGGAUCAUCCACGAGACGGCGGUGGGCAUGAACUUCCUGCACUGCAUGAACCCGCCGCUGCUACACCUGGAUUUAAAACCCGCUAACAUCCUGCUGGACGCCCAUCACCACGUCAAGAUCUCAGAUUUCGGCUUGGCCCGCUGGAACGGCUUCGCCAGGAACGACGACAUAAGCCGCGACGGGUUCUGCGGCACGAUCGCCUACCUGCCGCCCGAGAGGAUCAUCCAGAGGGACCGGAUCUCCGACACCAAGCACGACGUGUACAGCUUCUCGAUCGUGAUCUGGGGGAUCCUCACACAGAAAAAGCCGUAUCAAGAGGAGAGCAACAUCCUGCACAUCAUGGUGAAGGUGGUGAAGGGGGUACGUCCGGACCUGAGCGCCGUGCCCCGCAGUCGACCCCCGGCCUGCUCUGGGUUCAUAGCCCUGAUGCAGAAAUGCUGGAGUGACCCUCCGGACGCUCGGCCCAGCUUCCAGGAGAUCACGUCCGAGGCGGAGGAGCUGUGUUCCAAACCGGACGAGGUGUCCAGGGCAUCAGUGUCCGAGCCCGACUGCUCACCCUGUCCAGCCAUGCCCACCUUGGAGCAGGUUCGGGAUCAGAAGCCCGUCAGGCCGAAGUCGGCCGUGUUACCGGAGAAGGAUUACAGCCUGUCUGAGCUGCUGAAUCAGAUCGACUCGGGGAUCUCGCGCAGCUUCGAUCGCGUUAAGGAGGACGACUGUCUGGAGAGCAAGGACAACACGAGCAAGCGGCUGUCGGGCAUCUCGUCCGUGGACUCGGCCUUCUCGUCCCAGGGCUCGCUCACGCUCUCCUUCGAGAGGGAGAACUCCACCAGCGAACUGAGUGAGCUGCAGAAGAGGAAGCUGUGUGAGGCCAUCCGCACCGAGGACACGGCCAAACUGAUGAAGCUCCUGCAGCCGCAGGACGUGGAGCUCCGACUGGAGAGCGACGGCAGCCUCCUGCACUACGCCACCACGCUGGCCAACGAGGAGGCGGUGAAAUUCCUCCUGCUGAACAACUGCAGCGCCAACCUGGCCGACUGCCACGGCGCCACCGCCCUGCACGUGGCUGCGGAGAAGCGCCUGAGGGGCGUGGCCGAGAUCCUGCUGAGCCGCAAGGGCACCGACGUGAACGCCAAAGACGAGGACCAGUACACGGCCCUGCACUUCGCCGCGCAGAACAACGACGAGGCUCUGGCGCGCCUGCUGCUGGAGAGGCGGGCGUCGGGCAGCGAGGCGGACGCGCAGGGGCGCACGGCGGCACACGUGGCGUGUCAUCACGGCUGCGAGGGCGUGCUGCGCGUCCUGCUGAGCCGUGGCGCCGCCAACGCCCACGCCACCACCAAGGACGGGUGGACGCCGCUGCACCUGGCGGCCUGGUACGGCCACUCCAGCAUCGCCAAACUGCUCGCCAAGCAGGCCGGCGCCAAAGUGGACAUGGCAACCGCCGACGGGCGCACGCCUCUGCACCUGGCGGCUCAGACCGGCCGCUACAGGGUGGCACGCUUGCUGGUCGAGCUGGGGGCCGACGUGCACCUGACCCCCAGUCUCGACCUGCGCUCGGCGCUGCACGUGGCGGCCGAGACGGGCCACACGAGCACGGCGCGCCUGCUGCUGAAACACGGCGCGGACAUCCAGGGGCGCACGGCUCAGGGCUGCACCGCCCUGCACCUGGCGGCUCAGCACGGCCACCUCGCGACCGUCAAAAUGCUCCUGGAGGAGGGCGCCGACGUCAAGAGCGCCAACCGCGCCCUGCGCACCGCCUGCCACCUGGCCGCCGAGGGCAAGUGCAGCCAGGUGGUAGCUAAGCUCCUGGAGGCGUGGCCGGGGGCGCUGGAGGUGCAGGACGAGGACGGUUUGACCCCUCUGCACCUCGCCAUGCGCAAGGGGAACACGGAGGUGACGCAGCUCCUGCUAAGCCACGCCGGCCCCGAGUCGGGGAUCACGCCGACGGAACGGAGGAGCCUGAACGCCAGGACGACAGACAGGCUCCCCCGAAAAGUUCUCAUCCUCAAACUCACCGAACCCAAGGAGAACGGUUCCACACGGGACUCAGCAGACGGUUCCACACCGGACUCUACUCACAUCUCUGAGAACAGCGGGCACUGAUGCCACAAAGUGGACCAUUACAAAUUGAUGUGUGUAUAUAAUGUAAUUAUUUUUAUCCAUUUAAAUACACACUAUAUGACCAUGAAUGGAGCGACCUCUGUGUGAUCUCAUCAGCUUGAACAGCGGAGGCUUCUUAAAAGACUUUAAAGUGUGUCUGUGUGUGGGAACUUGUGCUCGUUCAGUCAAAAUGACAGCGUUUGUAUGACUGGAUUCAUUCUAAAUAGAGGGGACAAUCAUCCUGGAACUGGAAAGGCCCUUUCCUAAACUGUUGCUGCAAAGUCAUGUCAUGGACGCAUGUCAUUACCUGUAUAUCAUAUUUGUAUAGCUAAAACACAUAAAUUUAGUCAUUAUUAUUCUGGAACGGGUGUCCGGAUACUUUUGACCGUAUGGUGCAGUUAAUCUUCGGAUGGUAUUAUUUCUAUACACGUUGCUACGGGCGCUCGGACGCAUUUUCAGCAUUAAUUCAGUUUUAUUUCUGAUUUCUAAUGAGGAGAAUAAUCAUGUACAGUAUAUAAGAACGGUGUACGCAGAACCCGCACAGUUUACUGCCUCGCCCUCGUCACCCCGGACCUCCCGGCCGGGCUUCGCUUUAAUGUUUGUCGUGUGUUUUCCUCUUGUACUUGUGUACUUGUGUUCCACUGA
This is a messenger RNA of Trichomycterus rosablanca, 3273 nucleotides long. It is a transcript of the gene ripk4, whose product is annotated as receptor-interacting serine-threonine kinase 4. Gene Ontology annotation, cellular component: cytoplasm. Lineage: Eukaryota; Metazoa; Chordata; Actinopteri; Siluriformes; Trichomycteridae. The record is from RefSeq and is a predicted model, not a curated record. Gene Ontology annotation, molecular function: protein binding; ATP binding; protein kinase activity. The coding region runs from base 172 to 2631 and encodes 819 amino acids. The transcript has 8 exons. Gene Ontology annotation, biological process: protein phosphorylation.